This is a messenger RNA of Eucalyptus grandis, 1756 nucleotides long. Its product is annotated as ethylene-responsive transcription factor ERF061. The record is from RefSeq and is a predicted model, not a curated record. Gene Ontology annotation, molecular function: DNA binding; DNA-binding transcription factor activity. Gene Ontology annotation, biological process: regulation of DNA-templated transcription. The coding region runs from base 464 to 1432 and encodes 322 amino acids. The transcript has a single exon. Lineage: Eukaryota; Viridiplantae; Streptophyta; Magnoliopsida; Myrtales; Myrtaceae.
AACACAAAACACAAGAUGCCUUCCCCUCAAGAACUCCAAAUGUCUACUGCUCUCAGAUGCUUCUGUUUAUGCAGAGACUCUCCCUUUCAGAUGAUGAUCCUCCACCUGUGAUUUCUCAGCCUAUGUUCCUGUAGCUGUUUUCCCACCUCUCUGCUCACAAUUCUCUGGUUCUUUCCUACUGCUCCUUUUUUUUUUCGUUGUGUUUCUUGAACACCAUUCACUUUGCCACUUUGGCCGAAUCCUAGUGUUCAAGUUCUUUUUGCAUAUUUUGCAAUUCUUGAACGGUGAUUUGAAAGCUCCUUUGUUUGCUUGAUCCUAGAGGAAAAGAAGGGCUAGUUUUUUUUUUUUCCCUGACCGUUUCCUCCACUCCUCAGAUUAGACUUCACUCCCUGCAAAAACCCUGUUUUUAACCCCCGGGGGAAAUAAAAAAGGGAGGGAAAGACACCGGUUUUUCCAUAACGAAAUGGAAAUGAUUCAACAAGACCAGAACUCAUCCUCACAAAACAACAUUGACAUCGGAUCAUCGCUGUCUCAACUGAUUUUAGCUGGCGGAAGCAGCACCAUAGACUCGAUCUUCUCUUUAUGUUCAUCAACAUCACAAACACCGACACCAGCUCCUACUGCACUCCCAAGCACAAUCACCAGCCCCUCUGUUUUUGAGCCACUGGGCUCCUCCGUUUAUCUCCUCCAAAGAGAUCUCCUCCACAAGUUCACUCAGAGAAACGGGUCAUCGUCAAACUUCUCUUACACGUCGACCCCGCUUCGGACUUCGGUGUUUUCGACCGCUUACCCGAGUCCAUGCAAGAAGAAGCUCUACAGGGGUGUGAGACAGAGGCAUUGGGGCAAAUGGGUGGCCGAGAUCAGGCUCCCGCAGAACAGGAUGAGAGUGUGGUUGGGCACGUACGACACUGCUGAAGCAGCUGCUUAUGCAUAUGAUAGGGCUGCUUAUAAAUUAAGAGGUGAAUAUGCGAGGUUGAACUUCCCGAACCUUAAGGAUCCGAGCAAGUUGGGGUUCGGCGACGGCUCGAGAUUGAACGCUUUGAAGAGCUCGGUGGAUGCUAAGAUUCAGGCCAUUUGUCAGAAGGUGAAAAGGGAGAGGGCCAAGAAGAGUGCAAAGAACAGCAGCGGUAGUUCUAAUGGCGGUGUUGGUGGCAAGAGCGAGAGCGAGAAAGUCACGAAAGUCGAUUCGUCCUGCUCUUCGUCGACGUUGUCACCGCCGUCGCCACUGUUUCUUGGCGAAGAGGAUUGGACAAGCGAGCUGAUGGCAUCUGACGUUUCGGAGGAUGGGUUUUGGAAGUGUGAGAAUUCGCAGCCUUCUUGCUCGGUCGAUGGCUCGGCGGUCGUUGCUGAGGAGUCAGAGAGUGAAGGAUGCUCGCUUGCUAAAAUGCCGUCGUUUGAUCCGGAGUUGAUCUGGGAAGUGCUUGCAAAUUAGAUGUAAGGAAAUUUUUCUUGGCAUGAAUAGCAGAGGAAUUUUGCGCUUAGUAGGAAGGAAUCUUAUCUACAUAAUCGGAACUUAGUCCGCUUCAAUUGUAAAUUCAUGGUUUUCUUAGGCUCUUAAGGUUGUCAGGAUGCUCUCUCUCUCUCUCUCUCUCUCUCUCUCUCUCUCUCUCGUUCUCGUUUAAUUUGGGCAUUGAAUGUGGAGUACCAGUCCUUCUGUCUCGUCUGGCUCUCUCGUGUAUCAGGACGAUAACGUUUCGUGUAGUAAGCCCUCCCAAUUACACGGAAAUAUAACAUGGAGUAUCUGUCGAGUCCCUUA